Messenger RNA from Gasterosteus aculeatus aculeatus (three-spined stickleback), 1460 nucleotides. Its product is annotated as GTP-binding protein REM 2. Gene Ontology annotation, cellular component: plasma membrane. NCBI's taxonomy places the organism in Eukaryota, Metazoa, Chordata, Actinopteri, Perciformes, Gasterosteidae. Gene Ontology annotation, molecular function: GTPase activity; GTP binding; calcium channel regulator activity. The record is from RefSeq and is a predicted model, not a curated record.
UGACUUGAUUUCCAAACAGUUCUAAAGAGCCGCUUUGGUGAAUUAGAGCGUUCGUCAUGCCUCCGCCUGUCAGAGGGGGACCCAGUGAGCCAUUUGAACAUACACAACGCUCCCCGAGCGACACACAGACACGCACAGACACACAAAGCCAAUUAGAGGAAGACCUGUGUGUUGCUGCCCCCCAGUGGCCACCUUGCUUGCUGCUUCCUCCUGCUUCCAAGAGGUCAAUGCUGAGAGCUUCGUGAGCAUCUCUCUCCUCACUCCCUUCAUGCAGCGCCGAGCUGCUGCACCAGCACACCUUUCAGCAGCGCCCCCCCCCCACCCUACAGCACCCACCCCCCUCAGCUCACCCCGCGGAGCGCUCGCAGUUUGCAGAUGCCGACAGAUGUGCCCGAGGACAAGCUCAACCACGAGGAGAAGGCGACCAAGUGCGACAGCAUGACUCUGUCCAGCGCCCCGGCUGUGCGCAGAGGAAGCACCCCUCUGCCCAUCAAGCACCAGCUCAGGCGGGAGGAAGCCGUCCACGAUGACGGCGAUUGGACUUCGGGGGCGGCCGGCCCUUCCGCCGCGGCCGGCGGCUUCAGCCCGGCGCUGGGCGAAUACCCGACCCUGGCGGCGGAGGGCCGGCCCGACGGGCCUCUGAGGAUCGCCCUGCUGGGGCAGAACGGCGUGGGGAAGUCCUCUCUGGCCGUGGCCCUCGGCGGGGACAUGGACAGGACGGCGUCCGUGGAUUCCGAAGGGGAGGGUUACGUACGCACGGUCACCGUGGACGACGAGGACAGCACCAUCAUUAUCUUUGACAACUGGAGACAGGACCUCUCGGCUCUGCAGUGCGAGGUCGGCGUUUUGGUGUUUUCGGUGACCGACCGGCGGAGCUUCCACCGAACGGCUCAGCUGAGGCUCCUCCUGAGGGAGACUCAGCCCCAAACACCCAUAAUCCUCGUGGGCAACAAGAGCGACCUGGUCCGAACGCGCGAGGUCACCGCUCAAGAAGCCAUGUCCAGCGCCGCCCUUUUCAAAUGUCUGUAUCUGGAGAUCUCGGCCUCCCUGGACCACCGCACUCCGGAGCUCCUGGAGUGCGCGGUGCGGCUGGCCAGGGGUCAGUCCCCGUGGCCCCCGGGGUCCAGCGCUGAAGACAUGAGCGGCGGGGGGGGGCAGCGGGGGAGCAUCACUUCCCGCGCCAAGCGCUUCCUGUCCAGCCUGGUGCCUCGGUACCCGCGGGAGCGAGAGGGCCGGUUCCUGAGGCAGAAGUCCCGCUCGUGCCACGACCUGGGGGCGCUGUGAUCGCCGCGUGGGGGGGUCACAACCCGAGGUACACGGAGAGACGGUGGAGAAGGAGUGUCCAUCCAUCACGAGACGAUGCAGCCAAGAUGCUGCUGCUGAAGACAUGUAAAUAAACUCGAGCACUGACCCAUAGCGACGUGUAGAUCAGUGAAUAAAUCACUUUUUUGGAGUCCUGA